Molecule: messenger RNA, 396 nt
Organism: Podarcis lilfordi (Lilford's wall lizard)
Lineage: Eukaryota; Metazoa; Chordata; Lepidosauria; Squamata; Lacertidae
Source: the annotation of a GenBank genome assembly
AUGAGGAACAACCUGCGAGGACUACGCUUCCCAGCUUUCCCCGGGGCCGGGGGCGGGGAUCGGCUCCGUAGGAGGCGGCUGCAGAAAGGGGGCUUUGUGCUGGGCUGCGCGCUCGUCUGUCUGUCUGGCUCGUUCCUCGGCGGCGGCUGCUGCUGCUGCUGUUCUGCCGUCCUGCGCUUUGUGGGCGCUGCGCUCGCUGCCGCGGUCGAGAGGCGCCGGCGGGGCUCCCGGAGCAGCGGACCUCUCCGCCGGAGGAGCCAUGCUGCUUCCCUCAGGCGGGACCGCUCGGAGUGGAAACUGUGCAACAUGCAGCAGCUGAGAGCCCGGCUGGCGGCUCGCACCUCUCGGAGAAAAGGAUUGCGCCGGGGAGGCGGAGAAGGCAGCAGGAGAGCAUGA